AUAUUCACGUUCUUUGCGCUGCGAGUCCGAGUAUUAACUUAAGUCCGGGUGUUUGAUUUAGGCAGAGAGAUGCCGUCAGCAGAACCUACACCGAACUAUCAUCCGAACGAUAAAGAACCGGCCGCUCCAUGCCGGUCGUGUGUGGACUUUAAAUCGUGGUCGAAACAGCAGCGCAAAAGCCUCACCACCACCAGCAGUGCGGCUGUGGCCAAGUCGUCCUCGGAAGUGGCGCACAGAAAGGCGGACUCGCAGGAAGAUCGGACUGCCGGAGGCACACCGCCGGGUUGCCCACUGGACAGAGACAAGCUCGGGCAGCACACCUGGGGGCUGCUCCACACGAUGGCCGCCUACUAUCCCACCAGUCCGAGCGAGACGGAUGAAAAGAACGUUCGGACAUUCUUUACCAGCUUGUCGGAACUGUAUCCCUGCGCACACUGUGCCAAAGAUUUCCAGCAAGAGUUGAAAGAGAUGCCACCGGAAACGAAGUCGCGGCACACUCUGUCCCAGUGGCUCUGUCGCGUACACAACCGGGUGAACGUGAAACUAGGCAAACCGGAGUUUGACUGCGCGAGGGUUAACGAACGAUGGCGAGACGGCUGGUUGGAUGGAUCCUGUGACUAAAAGUCGAAAGCGAUAGGUACUUUAAGUAGCUUUAAUAUGUUGAUGUAUUUAUUUAAUUACAUUACAUACAAACGUUCGGGUUGUAUA
Messenger RNA from Anopheles cruzii, 708 nucleotides. RefSeq names its product FAD-linked sulfhydryl oxidase ALR (gene Alr). Lineage: Eukaryota; Metazoa; Arthropoda; Insecta; Diptera; Culicidae. Gene Ontology annotation, molecular function: flavin adenine dinucleotide binding; flavin-dependent sulfhydryl oxidase activity. The transcript has 2 exons. The coding region runs from base 70 to 621 and encodes 183 amino acids. The record is from RefSeq and is a predicted model, not a curated record. Gene Ontology annotation, cellular component: mitochondrion.